AGCUCCUCUCCUUUGCCACUGGCUCGUGUCGUCUUCGUCAAGUGAAGCAGCCCUGCAGGAGGUGUCAGUGCUUUUUAGUUUUAGUUUAGUUUAGCUGGUAGGCUGUCCUCUCAGGUCAGUUUAUAACUCACGGUGAGCUCGAGAAGAGCGGCAGAAACAUGGAAGAGACGGGCGGCGCAAGUGCGUACGGGGCUUCGCUCGCUGGAGGAGGCUUCGACAUUUAUAAGUUUAUCCGACAGCCGCAAACUAUCGUGCGGGUACUCAGCUGGAUAUUUGCCUUGGUGGUGUUUGCCUGCAUCACAACAGAAGGAUACAUCAACGCUGCCCACAGUGCAGACGCCAAGUGCAUCUUCAACCAGAAUGACUCAGCUUGUCAGUACGCUGUUGGCAUCGGUGUGAUUGCCUUCCUGGCUUGUGUGGGCUUUUUGGUGUUGGAUGUUUACUUGCCUUUCAUGAGCAAUGCACAGGAAAGGAAGUAUGCUGUCAUGGCUGACCUGGGAUUCUCAGGGGCGUGGACCUUCCUGUGGUUUGUGUGCUUCUGCCUGUUGGCCAGUCAGUGGGGUCGCACUCAUGAUGUCAGGGGUAUCCCUCAGGACGCCGCACGUGCCACAGUGGCCUUCUCAUUCUUCUCUAUCGCCACCUGGGGAAUCCUAGCCUACUAUGCCCUGGGUCGUUUCCGCCGCGGUGUAAAUGAAGUUACCAUCCCAACCUACACAGAGCCGCCACCGGAUCACCACAGUCCUUACCCUCCAACCUAUGCCCCCACCUCUUACAACCCUACCACCUACACCCCUACCACUUACACAGCCUAUCCCAGCAGUGUUCCUGACAUGCACCAACAGCCUCCCUUCACCGCGAACCCCCAGCCACAAGGAGACGUCGGCUACCAGCCGCCCAGCUACUGAGACAAAGGGAGCUCACACAGACGAGGUGGUGUCCCUGGUCAUCUGUUGAUAGAGCGAUUGGAGUUGCACUGCACAGACACAGAGCUAUAUCAUAUUGAUGUGGUUUGACAUUUGAUUAAACUGAGCAGUGCAACUGCAAGUUAGAGAUGAGGGACACAGCAGUUUACUUCACAGGGUCUGCGGUCAGGUUUUAAGACAUCAGGCUGAGUGCUUAGAUUAGUGCUGAUGAUUGGGUAAUCUGACCUUAGACCACUGUGCAAAGAUGCAACUUUUACCUCACAUGGGCUGAUCCUGAAGCAGAGAAUUAGGUAGAAUGUACCCAGGGGGUCAAAGGUCACAUAUUAUGUGACGCUAUGAAGCUCCAAUCAGAGUGGAAGAGACAACACAGAAUGUCUCUCUUUACUCGCUAUUGGAACCUGAGAAUGUGCAUUUGUAUAUAGAUUUCACUAUGCAAAGCUGCCAUUUUUAUGGUUGCAUGUGCCUGAUUUCUUUUCUUAUUUGGUUUAGUGGGUUUACCCCUUCAGUUAUCAUGAGGACCUAUAUACAGUUUAGGAUAUAUUAAAUUAAAUGUUAUUUGGGAGUAGUGUGCAUUUGGGAAAAGACCACUAGAAAGCCAAAUAUCCCUCCGUGAUUGAGUUAUGUUUUGUGACAUGUGGGCUAUGUAGAGAUUAUGGAGUUAGGCUUGAUAGCCAUAUAACCAUGAAAUCACCAUUGGAAAAAAGUUUUCAGGGUCAAGCAGUCUUUGUGCUCCUGUGUUCACCAUCUCAACUAGUGAUGUUUUUAAGACCACUUUAUUCCAAUGAAAAAAAACAAAGACCAUCCAUUUACUGAACUCUGACCAUGGCAAAUGUAACAUACUUGUGUUGGUAAAAGUGGGUUAAAUGUGCCAAAUACAGUAAUAGAGGUGUUAAUUGGGCAUUCAUAGUCAGUGUUGCCCUUUCAACUUGUAGCUAACAUCCUGAUAGACAGGAGGGAGGGGAAUGCAGAUAAAUGCACUUAUUGAACAGGUUUAUCUGCUGAGCAUGCCCUCAUUUAGAAGAGUAACUUAUUAACCAACAGCUUCCUCUUCAAUCCGUCAACAGAGAGACCUCGCACUUCCUCCAAGGUCUUCCUGACAUUUAGUUUUUAGAACACUGAUGUUUAUCUCCUGUUUACAGGAUUCUCAAUUUAAGCCGUUGAAGGCAGACUGCAGCCUGUGUGUCUUUACACAUGGCAGAUUAACACCUCAGCCUGCAAUGGUGAGAAUCAAACACCUGUCUUUAGAGAAGCUACUGGUUUACUUUGUUGCUUUGUGCCCGCCAGUGAUAUAUUUGUCAGUUUAACACCCCAGCUGCCUAGCUGUUGUAGCUUGGUUAAUGAGACAGUCAGAAGUUGGCCUGAGGUCAGUUUUUUUUUUUUUCAUUGUUUCAAGGUCGUUGCGGGGGUGUAGGCUGACUUUUGAUCAGUGAAUGAUAUACCAGAAAUUGAAUGUGGUUAUAUUUAUUGAACACGACGCUGUGAAUGGUACUACAUUGGAGACAUUAAUAAUGGUGAAAAAAUAUUGUUGAUCAUGUUGUUUGACCUUUAGAAGAAAACGUGCGUAACUUACUGAACCCAAAUACACUGGUCAUGAUUUUUCAUUUGUGCCUUAAGGAGGGAAAUUGAUGUUGAAAGGUUUUAGGGGUAAAGGAAAAUGAGUGAGAGUAAAAUGUGUGUUAUAUUUAGGAUAAACAGCUGUGUAUCACAGCUGCCCUCACUGCUGCGCUUGAGUGAUUUCUGCUCAUUUUCAUGCUCUGGAAAAUCAGUUAAAUCUGUUCCUCAAUGAACACUUAAAAUCUGUGUAUUCAUAAAACAGUGAAGACUAUAGUAUGUCAUAAUUACCCAGCUUGAAUAAUUCAUAGAUAAGAUAGUGGAUUUCUAAAUUUGUGCCUUUAGACUUGAUGUCUCCAGCUUCUCCCUAUAGUGUUGUAAUAGUAACAUGAGGCUAAAAUUUGACAUGUAUUGUUGAUUUAAUGUAUAUUUAAAGUGAGAAGUAGCCCACAUUGAAAUUAUAACUGCUCAAGUUUUGCAACAUUAAUUAGCUUGAUAUCUUGUUAGAUUCAAAUUUACUUCAAGGUUCAUGUUUUAGAUGUGAGGAGACUAUAAUGAUUUCUGUAAAAUAAUUUGAUUAUGAUUUAAUGCCUACUUCAAAUGUUUUAAGACUGGCAGAAAACACUGGCCAGAUCUUGUGCAGCUUAAUUUGUUUUUCAAUUGUGUUUCCAGGUAUGUUUUUGUCAUCACUGAAGUUGUGAAGUUGCCAUAUGCCCUUUUGUUUUCAUCUUAUGUCAUGGUGUCAGAAGCACAACAGUGAUUUACUUGAGACUUUACAGAAUAAAAUCAUUCACAGGA
Lates calcarifer (barramundi perch) is the source of this 3272-nucleotide messenger RNA. It is a transcript of the gene syngr2b, whose product is annotated as synaptogyrin 2b. Gene Ontology annotation, cellular component: synaptic vesicle membrane; neuromuscular junction. The record is from RefSeq and is a predicted model, not a curated record. NCBI's taxonomy places the organism in Eukaryota, Metazoa, Chordata, Actinopteri, Centropomidae.